UCGCCUCUCUGCCCCUUGUGGCUGGGGCAGGUGAGGGAAGUGUCCCCGGAGGGGCAGGGGGACUCCGAAGGAUGCCCGCGGCCGGCCCUUCGGGGAGCGGCAGUCGGCGCGCCCUCGGGUGCAUUCCUGGCCGGGCGGCCCCCCCUCCGCCCGCGUCCAGGGGCUGGCGCCUCCCCGCCCUCCCGUGACGCUGGAGGCCGCGGGGAUCAGGUCGGCGCGCCGCGCACCUGGCCCCGGACGGCGCCUUGCGGGCGUGGCGGCCGGGCUGCGCUCCAGGGCCCCCGCCUCCCUCCCGGAGCCGCCCGGGCCGCGCGCCCUGUGUUUGCACCCUGCCGGGAGGCUGCGCAUCAGUGCCGACGGCGACAUUCGCAGGGCCGGCGGAGUGACGUCCUGUCCCUGGGCACAGAGGCUGCGAUCGGCAAGAUGGGGCCCAGCCGUUCCCACGCGCUCCUACUGCUGCUACUCCUCGCCUGUCCCGGGUCGCGGGCCUCCCAGAACUGUCUCAGCAAACAGCAGCUCCUCAUGGCCAUCCGCCAGCUGCAGCAACUGCUGAAAGGCCAGGAGAUGCGCUUCGCCGAGGGCAUCCGCAACAUGAAGAGCCGGCUGGCCGCGCUGCAGAGCUCUGUGACCAGAGUGGGCCCGGAUGCCCCACCCGUGUCCUGUCCUGCUUUGAAUGCCCUUCCGGAUGGCAGAAAGUUUGGGAGCAAGUACUUAGUGGAUCACGAAGUCCAUUUCACCUGCAACCCUGGCUUCCAGCUGGUUGGGCCCAGCAGCGUGGUGUGUCUUCCCAACGGCACCUGGACGGGGGAGCAGCCCCACUGUAGAGAUGUCAGUGAGUGCUCCAGCCAGCCUUGUCAAAAUGGUGGGACAUGUGUAGAAGGAGUCAACCAGUACAAAUGCAUCUGUCCUCCGGGAAGGACUGGGAGCCGCUGUCAGCAGCAGGCCCAGACAGGCGCCCCGCCGGGGACCGUGGCCGGCGACCCCGCCUUCAGCCGCGCGCCGCGCUGCGCGCAGGUGGAGCGGGCGCAGCACUGCAGCUGCGAGGCGGGCUUCCACCUGAGCGGCGCCGCCGGCGACAGCGUCUGCCAGGACGUUAACGAAUGUGAGCUGUACAGGCAGGAGGGGCGCCCCCGGCUCUGCAUGCACAUCUGUGUGAACACCCCGGGCUCCUACCGCUGUGCCUGCCCCAGUGGAUACCGGACCCUGGCUGACGGGAAGGGCUGUGAGGAUGUUGAUGAGUGUGUGAGCACCCAGCACCUGUGCCCCCGGGGGACUGUGUGCAUCAACACUGGAGGAGGCUUCCAGUGCGUCAGCCCCGAGUGCCCCGAGGGCAGCAGCAACGUGAGCUACGUGAAGACGUCUCCCUUCCAGUGUGAACGAAACCCCUGUCCCAUGGACAGCAGACCAUGCCGCCACAUGCCCAAGACCAUCUCCUUCCAUUACCUUUCUCUGCCCUCCAACCUGAGGACGCCCAUCACACUCUUCCGCAUGGCAACGGCUUCAGCCCCCGGCCGAACUGGACCCAACAGCCUGCGGUUCGGGAUCGUGGGUGGGAACAGCCGUGGCCACUUUGUGAUGCAGCGCUCAGACCGGCAGACAGGGGAGCUGAUCCUUGUCCAGACCCUGGAGGGGCCUCAGACGCUGGAGGUGGAUGUCGACAUGUCGGAAUACCUGGACCGCUCCUUCCAGGCCAACCACGUGUCCAAGGUCACCAUCUUUGUGUCGCCUUAUGACUUCUAAGGGUGCAGUGGGGUCACAGGGAUGCAGAGAGCUGGGCUUUCUCUUUCUCAAAGACUCAGCUGGGGGCACUGACUGUAACAGAUGGCCCUCCACAGCCCGCCUCACCCCUCCCAACCUGUUGGCCCAGGUUUCCAGGGCAGCACUGCCCACAAUCCUUGGAGUGGCACAGCCACAGCCCCGAACCCUAAUGGCUGCUGUCACGUGUUUGUUCUGCUUUAAACCCCAUCCCUUAGAUUAUGCACUCGCCCAUACCUUUUUUGCAGGGGAGUGGGCAGCUUUCAAAAUGCUGUGUGAAUGGCACUGUGAGUUUGACCUGGCUGGGGAGGGAAAGCUUAUGGCGUAUGUCUGAGAUGGUUGCCAAUCCUCCGGUAAUUGUUACAGUCAAGCCUUGCUAUGAAGAAGUUGUUGGCAUGCUGAGGGGCAAACUGUACCCCUGUGCAAGUGGCAGAGCGAUGGGGCUUCUGCCACGACCCAGCGGGCUGCUCUUUUCUGCAUCCCCUCUGUGACACGCCUGCCAGCCUUCUCAUCAGAGCCAUGGCAGGGCCUGGAACCCACACAAACUUUUCUAGACCAAGAAACCAACAUUAAAGCAUAGAUUAUGCCUGAACUUACUCCCUUUUGAGAACUCGUAUCUCAAAACAUAACCUGGUGUUAUCACUGAAUAAAUAAAUUCUGCUGCUCCUCCCUGCC
This is a messenger RNA of Manis pentadactyla (Chinese pangolin), 2430 nucleotides long. It is a transcript of the gene FBLN7, whose product is annotated as fibulin 7. Gene Ontology annotation, molecular function: calcium ion binding. Lineage: Eukaryota; Metazoa; Chordata; Mammalia; Pholidota; Manidae. The transcript is spliced from 8 exons. The record is from RefSeq and is a predicted model, not a curated record. The coding region runs from base 424 to 1740 and encodes 438 amino acids.